AUGGACUCCGGGGACUUCUUUGACCACUACCAAGUUGUCGUUGACUCUUCUGUCCUGAAGAAGGACAGUAAAAGGGCUCGAGGGGAAAGUAGCAAGACCCCUUCAAAGAAGGCCCGGACAGAAGAUGCACCUGCCACAGCCCCUUCCAAGGAGGGCUUACCACCUCCGCCCCUCUCUGAGCAGACGACCCCCGCGCCCGUCAAUCCACGGCCCUCGUCAAAGGCCGUAGACAAAGAGACUUUGGACCACUCGUCUGAAGGCUCCCUAUCCAGCCACAUAGUUGGCAUGGCCAGGGAGAGAAUAUAUCGGCUCUCGAAGCACAAACGCAGCCAGACCACCAUCAAUGACACUGCCACAAUGCACAUCGACCAGAUCAUUAAUAGAGGGUUGAAUGAGAUAGCCAGCCCACCGUCUUCCUCUUCUUCUUCUAAUAACAAUGGUGAUCCCGAUCCUGAAACUUCUGAUCUCAGUCAUGGGGCGGUCGAGAAGGAGAAGGAAGAGGAGGUAAGCAGAGUUUCUAUUCAUCAGGAGCUUGCGAGGUUGGAAUUGAAGGAGAACGAGGAAGAGCCAAUUCUGAAACCGGAUUUGGAGGAGAAGAAAGAAGAAAAAGAAGAAGAGAAGGAUGAGGAUAGGUAUUUGAGUGGAGAAGAAAUGGGGAGCCGAAAUGGAAGUGACGAUGGAAAUGAGAAUGUGAAUGAGGAUGGGUAUGGGAAUGGGAGUGAGAACGAGAAUGAAAAUGAGGAUGAGGAUGAAGAUGAAGAUGAGGAAAGGAAGAGAGAAGUAGAAGAGAAUGAUGGUGAAGAUGGUGGAGUGAGAGAGAAUAAGAGUGGAAUGAGACUGAAAAUGGCAGUGAAGUAAAUAAUGGUAGCGGUGAGAUGGAUAAGAAGCUUUGAUUAUCUCUGCAAGUCUCUUAUCGUAAAAGAGAAACAAAGUGACUCUGGCCGAACUUGAUGCUGGGCUUCUUCUCGGUGGAUUGCCAUUAUCCUUUGCUAGUUUUAUGGUGCAACAACAUUUUUCAUUCAUAGAUCAAACAUCAGUGUCUCCUUGAUUAUGCUUUAUAUGAAGGUAAGAGCUUAAUGGCUCUUUAUUUGGAAAUAAAUUUUAGUACUUGAAAUUUUUGUUAGUACUUUCUUUAAAAUUACUAAAGAGAUGUCAAAUGAAAAUAUGAAAUGAAUAGUGUGGCACUAGAAUAUUGAAGUGCUAGUGUGGUAGUGAACAACUAGCAGAACAUG
Humulus lupulus (European hop) is the source of this 1232-nucleotide messenger RNA. RefSeq lists its product as uncharacterized. The transcript is spliced from 3 exons. The coding region runs from base 1 to 858 and encodes 285 amino acids. The record is from RefSeq and is a predicted model, not a curated record. Lineage: Eukaryota; Viridiplantae; Streptophyta; Magnoliopsida; Rosales; Cannabaceae.